UCUUUUUUGGUUUCUAAAAUAAAGGGUAAUGAAUUCAAAAAGAAAACAAUUACAUGCUAAAAUACCUGUUGAAUGUGAUGAUUCUGAAAUUAUGUUACAAAAUGAAAAUAAAGAUACAAAUCAAUCCAAUAAAUCCAAUAAAGUCGGAUUUGACAAGGAAUGUUUUCAGCUUGAAGAGAUGAAAAGGAAUGACAAAAUUACAGACAAAAUUGAACAUUCAAAUGGUGUCGAUGUGAAUAGGCGAGGAUUGUUCCAAACAACAACAAGUUAUUCCUCCUAUUUUUCCGAUGGUAAAAGACUAAUAGAUUUUGUUUUGGCAUAUGAAGUAAAGGCUAUGGAUGAGUAUGAAAGUAAAGAAGAAUCUUCAGGAGAUGAACAAAUGGAGAAAAGACAAAUUUUUGAGAGUAAUAUGCAAGCACUUGGUUUAGAACUUGAAUAUGUUACUUCGAAGCAAGGAAAUGUUAAAUUUAUACUUGUCCAUGCUCCCUUUCGUGUUUUAAUGAAACAAGCAGAAUUAUUAAUGAUUAGGAUGCCUGUACAUAGAAAUGAUGAAGUUAAUUUAAUGGAUGGUUGUAUAAAUUCAAUUUUAAAAAGAAUUAAAUUUCUUAAUCAUAAAGAAUCGCUUAAAAAUCGAAUAGAAACAGAAGAAUAUUUUUGUCAGCCUUUUGUAGCUCAACAUUUACAUUGUUUUGUAAAUUGGGAAAAUCCCGACAAUUUCUUUUCUCGAGCGGAUCGUGCUCGUAUGGUCUAUGAUUUAUUAAUUAGAACACGUUAUGAUAGAGGGAAUAGAGUAGACAAAAUGCGUUUUGGAAUUGAAAGGCUUAUUAGAAAUAAUACUUAUUCUGCUGCUUAUCCACUUCAUGAGGAAUUGGAUACUUCUUCAAAAACCGAUGAUUAUUCAACAUGCCCCAGUGAUCGUCAAUUGUUAUACGAAACAUGGGUUAAACUAAAAAAUCUCGUUAAAUAUCAACCUCUAGAUUUAAUUCAAAAAUAUUAUGGAACAAAAAUUGCUUUUUAUUUUGCUUGGUUAGGCUUCUAUACUCGUUGUUUAUAUCCUAUUUCAAUUUUGGGUGUUAUUUGCGUUAUUUAUGGACUUUUUACUAUGAGCACAGAUAUUUCAAGUAAUGAUAUUUGUUAUGGACCAGAUGGCUCUGUGUCUCAAGAAUUACUUUGUCCUGCUUGUGAAAAAUUUUGUGAUUAUAUUCCUUUAAACAGUACUUGUCUUUACUCAAAGGUUUUCUUUAAUUUUAAGUUUAAUUGUAAUUCUAAAUUGGUCUUUCCCUAA
This is a messenger RNA of Meloidogyne enterolobii, 1285 nucleotides long. The record is from the annotation of a GenBank genome assembly. NCBI's taxonomy places the organism in Eukaryota, Metazoa, Nematoda, Chromadorea, Rhabditida, Meloidogynidae.